Molecule: messenger RNA, 2112 nt
Organism: Alexandromys fortis (reed vole)
Lineage: Eukaryota; Metazoa; Chordata; Mammalia; Rodentia; Cricetidae
Gene: Slamf9
Product: SLAM family member 9
Exons: 4
Coding region: 1095-1985 (296 amino acids)
Biological process (GO): plasmacytoid dendritic cell cytokine production; T cell activation
Cellular component (GO): external side of plasma membrane
Source: RefSeq, a predicted model, not a curated record
AGCUUCUCGCGAGGGUGUCUUAUGUUAACCUACCUACCAUUGCUCUGUGUAACACAGACGCUCCUCUGCACUGCUGACAUUGCCGUUCCAUGUAACAAACAGGGGUAUUCACCCAGUGAACCCUGUUUGGUGGAUGCUGGCUUGGGAAGUUCUGCACACGUGUGGCACCAACAGUGCCCAUCUGGUCACGCCCGAUUCCUACUUCUAUAGAGAUUCUAAGAGAUUGGGAAGGAAGAGUAGGUGCAGUUAGAAAGGUUGUGACCAAGAAGGAAUGUCAGGGUGAAUGGACCGUACUUACUCCUGAGUCCACUGCUUCCAGACGGGAGGUGACCUGAAGGUGUGCAUGUGUCCCCUCAUGCAGAAGUUCCCUAGUGACGAUCAGAAUGUUCAGAGAGCCACUGGGGUCUAGUCUGCAGGUCUCACUGCGCAGGAAUCAGACGGAACCACCACUGAGUGGUCAUCAACUGUUUCACAGACGCUUGAGCAGCAGAGAAAGGUGGCUGGAAGACAAAUAGUUUCUUAGAAAACAAGAGAUCAAUCCCCCAUCCCCAAAUAGCAUCCCGGGUGGGAAUACAGAUAGCUUUAAACAAAAGGACUUCUCUCACUCAUCCUUUCUAAUGCUGUGAGUGCGCACUUAACCGGGGCCAGGAACAGUGGAACAUACAGAAGAAAUAAACAAUAGACUCUCAGGGGAGAUAGAGAGCACAGCAACACAGGACGCACUGAGGUGGCAGGGUGCGCAUGCCGAGGGCCGGCAGCAAGCUGGUGCGUGCAUAUACGAUUUCCAUGGCAUCUGGACAUGCAGAAAAUUGGAAGUAGAAAGUUGUUAUUAGGAAGUAAGACUUGAGCUGAGUUUGGGGGAUGGGCAAUCUGAGUCAGUGGAUAAAUCAUCUGACCGUUAGACUGGGGAGAAAUGUCCCACGAGGGCCAGGGAGGAACUUAAUGGGGACAGAGGAAGUUGGAGUGCGAAGAAUUUCCCUCUCUGUUCCUGUCAAUAUCAAUCAGUCAUUCUUCUUGGAGAACCCCAUACCGACUUCUCUUUCCACAGCCUGUGGAGCUGACCAGGCCAUUCUUCCCAGGCAGGGAUUGCCGAUAUGGGGGCCUUUCUCUGGUCACUCCUUCUGCUGCUUCGGGAAGCCAAGGGGUUUUCUGGAGAUGAUGAGGACCCUGAGGAAGUGGUUGCAGCUCUUCAAGAGUCUAUCAGCUUCUCCCUGGAAAUACCACCCAAUGAAGAGGUUGAGAGCAUCACCUGGUCCUCUCAAAAAAACCUCGCCAUAGUGGUGCCAGGGAAAGAGGGACAGCCGACCAGCAUCAAGGUGAUGGAUCCUCGCUUCCGGGGUCGAGUGGACGUCUCGGAGUCCAGCUACUCUCUGUAUAUCAACAAUCUGACUUGGGAGGACUCGGGACUUUACGAAGCCAAAGUCAACUUGAAGACAUCCCAGUUCUCUAUCACGAAAUCUUACAAUCUCCUUGUCUACCGGCGACUGUCAAAGCCCCAUGUCACUGUGACCUUUAAGAUUUCUGAGGAAGGUGCCUGUAAUAUAUCCCUGAUGUGCUCUGUAGAGAGAGCAGGCAUGGAUGAGACCUACACCUGGUUUUCCUCACAGGACAGCACUAACACUUCUCGUGAAGGCUCUGCCAUCAGUACAUCCUGGAGGCCCGGUGACAGAGCCCUUUCCUACACUUGUAGGGUCAGCAACCCCAUCAGCAGCACCAGCUCCCGUCUCAUCCCUGUUGGGUCCUUCUGUGCAGAUCCUGGCUCUCCAGAGAAAUCUCCAACGUUCUGCCUCCUGGCCAAGGGCUUGCUCCUUCUCUUACUCUUGGUGACUCUAGCUGUGGGACUCUAUGUCUUCCGAGCCCAGAAAAGUUAUGAGAUGUCAAGGGUGAGGAAACUCAAGAGAAACCGAAUUAAACUGAGGAAGAAGGGGAAACCUGGUCCUAGUCCAGUCUCACCACCCCUGGGGGAUGUCUGUUCUGAGCUCUGACUCCUCUUAGCCUCCAGGGAAAUCAUCUGGGGGGCAGGUGGGAGGGCAGACCAGGGUUAAACACCUGAAAGGACCAUAUUUCCUGAGAGACACCAUCUGGCAAUAAAGUCAAGUCCCCACCCCUCUG